AUGGCUGACUGGAAAGUCCAGUAUUUGAGUGCUCUCGAAGCGCGACAUGAAGCUGCAAAGGCUGACAUUGAAAUCUACGACAAACAUCAAAACGCUGAUCUGAGAGCCGAACUUCGACAGAUACAGGCUGCUAUUAGAGCUGUUCCCACACGAGCACCGCCUGUACCUGCUCCUCUGAUUAGUUAUGGUUUCCGUCGACAGACACCGAUCACAGAGAGCGAUAUCAUGGCUCAGCUCAGACAAGAUUUCUCCAUAGCACAGCAGGAAAGGGCAGAUUUGCAGAAGCAGGUCGAGGGCUUACGGAGUGAUCUUGAGCAGGCAACUACGAAGCUGAAAACUCACGAAGAACAAGUUUCUCGAUUAACAAAUCUAAACUCUCGCUUUACAACCCGAAUGAAAGAUCACGAGGAGGAACUGCGAGGUAAGGCGAGGCUGUUGGAGAAUGUUCAAGACGAGAACGCGACACUCAAUCUGGAGCUGGAUCAGGCCGAGCAAGAAGUCAAGAAGGUCAAGAAGGAGAACAAGGAACUGGUUGAUAGGUGGGUAGCUAGAAUGGGCCAAGAGGCUGAGAAGAUGAAUGAAGACAGCAAGUUCAGCUGA
Messenger RNA from Lithohypha guttulata, 600 nucleotides. It is a transcript of the gene ATG16, whose product is annotated as autophagy protein 16, interacts with Atg12p-Atg5p. The transcript has 2 exons. Lineage: Eukaryota; Fungi; Ascomycota; Eurotiomycetes; Chaetothyriales; Trichomeriaceae. The record is from RefSeq and is a predicted model, not a curated record. The coding region runs from base 1 to 600 and encodes 199 amino acids.